UCGGAUAUUUUGCUACUUCGGUUCGGAUUUCGGUUCGGGUUUUUCGGAUCGGGUUCGGGUGCCACUUCGGAUUUCGGGUAAAAUGCCCACCCCUAUUGGUUAGUGAACUAGACGAACAAAAUAACUUGAUGAGAAACCUGUGCGAGCAAAGCCCAUAUAAUUUUUAGACAAGCCUAAUAAAUUCCGACACGUUCACUUUUUGACAAUAAUGUAAUUGUUUUUUUUUUUACUUUACUAAAACCCUUUUUAACCAUUACACAAAGCCUAGAUAUGAUCGUUGUGACGAGAACCCUAAUAUUUCGGGCACCUUUUAAAGUAGCUAAGCACAAUUGUGUGUACAACACUCAAAAACAUUUAGAUCUAAACCUCUCUAGUUGCAGAAAUGGCGACAGCUUUAGUUUCCAGAUUCACCAAAGGACGUUCAUUGCUUGGAGGUCUUACCAAUGCCUUCUCUGGUUUGAUGAGUUCAUCCACUGGAAUGAUGAGUGGAAGCACCCUCUCUCAGCAUCAGCAGCAGCAACAAAGGACGUUCAUUCAAAUGGGAACGAGACUCAAAGUGGUGGAUAACUCGGGUGCAAAGGAGGUGGUGUGCAUACAAUCUCUAAGGGGAAAGAAAGGAGCAAGACUUGGCGAUAUCAUCAUUUGUUCAGUGAAACAGGGAUUACCAGAAAAAAAGAAAGGGAAAUAUGAUGCCGUACCGAUAGGUAAAAAGUUCAACUGGAAAGAUUUUAUAGGGACAGGUAAAGUGCGCAAAGGGAAUGUCGUCUACGGUGUGGUUGUUCGUGCUAAGAUGCAGAAAGGGCGUGUUGAUGGAAGCCAAGUGUGUUUUGAUGACAACGCCAUCGUUAUUUUGGGAAUUAAGGAACCCAAGAAAAAUUAUUCGGGUGGUUUCUACCAACCGAUUGGUACCCGUGUGUUUGGUCCUGUCCCGCACGAGCUGCGUCUCAGAAAACAGCUCAAGAUCCUUGCUUUGGCUCAGGACCUUGUUUGAGUGAGACUAUACACCACUCUUGCACCAGCUCCUAUUAUUAUUCUCUCUUUAUAUUAUGCUACUUUAUUCCAUUCAGCAUUUAGAUUUCUGUUUGAUUAAUUAAAGGUAAUUUAAUAUUCUUUUAGUCCCCAGCUCUAACGUCUUUCAUGCAAUUAGUUAUUACUUUCUGCUCCCUAGUGAAAAAAAAAACAGACUUGUAAGUGUUACAUGAACCACCCUCUCUAAACCUGCAUUGUUUAUGUUUUAUAGAUCAGUCUAUAGCAUCAUCCCUGUUAGAACAAGAGAACUCUUAAAACAAUAUUUAUCUAUUACAAUAAUAUAUACAUAAAAGGAGAUACAUUAC
Messenger RNA from Brassica rapa (field mustard), 1334 nucleotides. Its product is annotated as 50S ribosomal protein HLL, mitochondrial. NCBI's taxonomy places the organism in Eukaryota, Viridiplantae, Streptophyta, Magnoliopsida, Brassicales, Brassicaceae. The record is from RefSeq and is a predicted model, not a curated record. Gene Ontology annotation, molecular function: large ribosomal subunit rRNA binding; structural constituent of ribosome. Gene Ontology annotation, cellular component: ribosome; mitochondrial large ribosomal subunit. Gene Ontology annotation, biological process: translation.